AUGGCGACUUUCUGGAAGAUUCCUGAAGACUUAUUUUUGAAGCUCUAUAGCUGUUUCUUCCAGCAGUUUCCAGAUCCCCUGCUGCAGCUACAAAUGCAGGUCGGAGAGCUAGAGACUUCAAUUGUGAAUCACUUGCGAAAUAAUUUUGUCAAUCAAAAAUAUGAAAUCCGCUUAUCUGAUGAAUUCGUAUUGCGUGGAAAUAUAGCGCUGCUCCGAUGUCCAGUUCCAAGCUUCGUCAGUGAUUACGUCAAAGUGACAUCAUGGGAAAGAAUAGAUGGCUUCCUAAUUACUCCAGGCAUUAUAAGCGGAAAGUAUGGAAUUUUGCAAAAUGGUGAUUUAUAUAUAAGGGAUACGAUAGAACAUGAUAGCUCAUACAGUUUCCGUUGUCACACCGAAAAUACUGUAACUAGAGAAAAGAAAGUCAGCAUGAAUUAUUCAAAAAUCAUUGUUACAGAGCCACAUCAUAAUCAGCCUCCAAGAAUCAUGCGAAGGUCGAGCCGCGUUUCAGUUCCUGUUGGUCAGAAAGCCACCUUGUCCUGCAUAGCACAAGGUCAUCCAGUGCCAACGUAUCGAUGGCAUAAAGUAGCUGGGGAACUAAGGUCUCUUCCCGAAUUAGGAUCCACAGUUCGUCAAGAAGGUGGAGUAUUGGUCUUCCAUAAGAUUGUCCCUGCUGAUGGUGGUACUUAUAUCUGUGAAGUAAGCAACAGCGUCGGUCAAGAUAAAAUGGAAGCAGAAUUAAUUGUAGAAG
Stegodyphus dumicola is the source of this 748-nucleotide messenger RNA. RefSeq names its product cell adhesion molecule Dscam1-like. NCBI's taxonomy places the organism in Eukaryota, Metazoa, Arthropoda, Arachnida, Araneae, Eresidae. The record is from RefSeq and is a predicted model, not a curated record. Gene Ontology annotation, biological process: cell-cell adhesion. Gene Ontology annotation, molecular function: protein binding.